AUGUCAAACAACCCUGAGAGUACACCUGGUUCGUCGCUGCAGGCCAUAAAGGCGCAGCAUAAGGCUCGUGAAGAAGACGAGAAGAUUCGUUUGAAGCGCGUGAAGGGUGCCAUAGUACUAGUGCUGCAAUUUCUGUUUGAUCGGGGUUAUACAGGGGCACUGCAGAUGCUGCAGCAGGAAAGUCAUGUAUCUCUGCAACAAGUUUGUCCUGCAGAUAAUAUAGAUCUUCUCACCAUCAUCACAGAGUAUGAGCAUUACUUUGAGUUUCGGUUUAAUCGUCGCGUGAAGCUAUUUCGGGCUGUAGAAGGUGCACAAGACGUCUUGACAGAACCCUACAAGGGAGAGUGCAUGGCGGUGCGCUGCCGCCGCACUGCCUCCUCAGGCACACCUCAAAUGCAAUCUGCAGCAAGUGUGAACCCUGACAAGGUGAAUUAUACCACUGUAACAGAGUUAGGGAACGCACCGCCAAGUGGGGUGCAGGAGACGCAACGUUCUACAGGAAAACCACCUACAAUUGCCAGAGGCUUGGCACUCGCUUCAAAGUCAUGCCCAUCACAUUCCCCACAGCCUUCGCGGGGAAACAAUCAAAAGAAAUUGGCAUGGAACGCAAAUGGAAAUAUAGCCGUGGAAGGAACACGCGUUGAUGUUGUGCACGAUUCUCAAGGCAAGAGCCUUUUGAGUGACGCUGACGAAGAUGUAUUCUUUGGUCGUGCGUUAAAGCCACUUCCCACUUUUUUUACUGGGGAACAGCAGGAAUUGGCUAUGACCAUUCAGAGAGACAUCCUAGACGUAAACCCCAACGUUCGUUGGAGUGAUAUAGCAGAGUUAGAUCAGGCGAAACUGUUACUAAAGGAGGCGGUAGUUAUGCCUGUCAGGUAUCCAGAGUUGUUUUCAGGCAUCGUACGACCUUGGAAAGGCAUUCUCCUCUUUGGUCCACCUGGUACCGGCAAAACACUUCUUGCGAAAGCUGUAGCCACCGAGUGCCGUACAACAUUUUUUUAA
Trypanosoma rangeli is the source of this 1002-nucleotide messenger RNA. Its product is annotated as katanin. The record is from RefSeq and is a predicted model, not a curated record. Gene Ontology annotation, molecular function: protein binding; ATP binding; ATP hydrolysis activity. The transcript has a single exon. Lineage: Eukaryota; Euglenozoa; Kinetoplastea; Trypanosomatida; Trypanosomatidae. The coding region runs from base 1 to 1002 and encodes 333 amino acids.